AUGGCAGGAAUUGGUACAAACUCGAUCCAUGCAGCGGAUAAGUUAUCUCGUGUCAGUGAUGUGAUCCAACCAAUCAACGUCACUACCACGUUUAGGUAUUCUGAAGAUCCCAGCACUUAUGUGAAGGCAGUUGAUAGAACAUAUGAUUCAAUUAUUGGUGAUCACUAUUAUUCAAGAUUGACUCAUCCAAAUUCAGAAGCAGCUGAAGAAAUCAUUGGAACCAUAACUAAUGCAAAAGCUGUGGCAUAUAGUUCCGGGCUUGCAUCAAUCUUUGCUGCCUUCACCUACUUUAACCCAAAGACAGUCGCAAUUGGACUUGGAUAUCAUGGAACUCAUGGAAUCACAAAGAUUUUCUCCAAACUCACUAAUUUAAAGCAAAUCACUCUCCAAGAUGUAGCAAAAGAUCCUACUCAAUUGAGCACUGGUGAUGUGAUAUAUGUAGAAACCCCUGUUAACCCUGAUGGUGAGGUUUUCGAUUUAGAGUUUUUCGGAAACAUUGCCCAUUCUCGUGGGGCACUCCUACUCGUAGAUGCUACAUUUGCUCCUCCUCCUUUGCUGGAUCCUUUUAAACAGGGUGCAGAUUUAGUGAUCCACUCGGCCACAAAGUUUUUUGGUGGUCACAGUGACUUAUUGGCUGGAAUUCUAUUAACAAAAUCCGACAAGGUUAAGAAUGACUUGGUAUACGAACGUUUACUUUUAGGUUCUACUAUUGCUAAUUUAGAAUCGUUUCUCUUGAUUAGAAGUUUGAAAACUUUUGAACUUAGAAUUAGAAGGCAGUCUUCUAAUGCUACCAAAAUUGUUGAGUAUUUGAGUGCCAAUCAACAUAAGUUCCCUAAACUUGUGAAAAUUUCACAUGGCUCAUUACAAAAGGAUGCAUUUAUUGCAAAGCAAAUGCCUAAUGGCCAUUCUCCAAUUUUUUGCAUAGAGUUAGAAACUGAAGAAUUGGCCAGGUCGUUUCCAUCGAAGUUAGAAUAUUUCCACCAUGCGACGUCCUUAGGCGGAGUGGAAAGCUUGAUUGAAUGGAGACCUAUAAGUGAUUCUACAUGCCCUGUAACUUUAUUAAGAGUCAGUGUGGGUGUAGAAAAUGUAGAAGACUUGAUAGCUGAUAUUACAAAAGCCUUGGAAAGUAUCCAUUAG
This is a messenger RNA of Dujonia railenensis, 1137 nucleotides long. Lineage: Eukaryota; Fungi; Ascomycota; Pichiomycetes; Serinales; Debaryomycetaceae. The record is from the annotation of a GenBank genome assembly.